UCAAGAAAAACAAAAGCCUUUUGACGUGAAGUGAACUGUUCACCACUCCCCUUUCUAAUAAAUCCCCCUACAUAAGAAGCGGCCAAACUGAGACAUUGUUGUAUGCAGAAUGGAGAACUUCAUGCAGAUAACAGCUAUACUGCUCUGCAGCCAAAGUUGGAUCUGUGAGUCUCUAACUGUGGAGGUUCAUCCUGGUGAGGACAUCACUCUGUUCUGCUCCAACCUUUCUUCAUCUCCAACCCAGACAGACUGGUUCAGAGUGAUUAAUGGAACCAAACCCAGCUGCAUCUCCUCCAUGUACGGUCCUGAAGGUGAAGCUUCGUACUGCCAUGGAUUCCAAAGUGAAAAAUUUAACAUGAGCUCCAACGUGACGACUGUCUUUCUUCACAUCAAACAAGUGGACCUGAUGGACUCUGGAUUGUAUUUCUGUGGAUUUUAUAGAAAGAAACAUACAGUUGUUGGCAGUGCAACAGAGUUAAUCAUUAAAGCUCAUGAAGACUCCAAAGAUGAGGAGGAUUCUGAUAAUAAAAAAGCUGCUGACCAACUGAUGGACCUGAUGCCUGGGAUUUUAGGUGCUCUGACUGCUCUUCUCUCUGUAACAGUCGUUGUUCUGGCUGUUAAAAACAGGAGACUGGAAAGAGCUUCAAGCUUAAAGCUGCAAAAAGAAAGAAACAAGAAUGUGGAUCCAGAUGAUUUGAACUACGCAGCUCUCAGUUUCCAAGCAAAGGCCAAAAAAAGUCACAGAUCUGGACCUCAGAGGGAACCGGAGCCACAUGUUGUGUACGCUGCCACCCGAUAG
This is a messenger RNA of Poecilia latipinna (sailfin molly), 799 nucleotides long. RefSeq lists its product as uncharacterized. Gene Ontology annotation, biological process: response to bacterium. NCBI's taxonomy places the organism in Eukaryota, Metazoa, Chordata, Actinopteri, Cyprinodontiformes, Poeciliidae. The transcript has 6 exons. The coding region runs from base 110 to 799 and encodes 229 amino acids. The record is from RefSeq and is a predicted model, not a curated record.